Molecule: messenger RNA, 1548 nt
Organism: Selaginella moellendorffii
Lineage: Eukaryota; Viridiplantae; Streptophyta; Lycopodiopsida; Selaginellales; Selaginellaceae
Product: glycine-rich domain-containing protein 1-like
Exons: 7
Source: RefSeq, a predicted model, not a curated record
AUGGCAGCAUCACCGCCCCAAGUGAAUCACGAAUGGUCGAGCGCUCAAGAGAUUUCACUCUCUUUGGAUGUUGUAGCGGCUGCAAGAACUCACCUGGAGUUUCUAUCGGUGGUACACGCAAAUUACAGGCUUUUCGAGGAGCCUACUUUAAACAGAGCGAUUGAGAGCUUUCCAGACGAACCGUAUGAACUCGAAGAGAAAAUCUCUUUGACGAGACCAUUGUACUCCGGAAGAUCGAGUGGCAUCUCCUACAACUUGGCUGAUGCGGUUCUCAGGCAGCAAAAGUUUUACUAUCAGGUUUCCGGGCCGCACUACGUUGACAAGAACUUCUUACACGCUGCGGCUGCUCGAUACAAGGCCUUUCUCCAUCUCGUCGCCCGACACACAUCUGCAGCAUCGGUGUUCUUAGUUCCCACUUACGACAUUGAUUUGAUAUGGCACACGCAUCAACUUCAUCCUGUGAGUUACAGAAGCGACCUCACACGGUUAUUUGGAAGGAUCUUCGAACAUGAUGAUACAGACAGUAACAGAGAUCCCGGAGGAAAAUUGGACAAAGGAUUCGCAAAAACUCUGUCUCUGUGGGAAUCUUUAUAUGAUUUGCCAUACGAGAAGGCAGGGUGCAUGUAUAGAGGGGAGCCGCCAGCAGCGAUUUCGGGAACGAUUGCUUAUGAUCCCACCAAGCUCGCGAGUCUCUCUUGCAGAAACAAGGUUUCACUGAAAGCCAGGAACACUAUCCAGGUUCGUCUCUCCGUGCGAGGUUCCAAAGGUUUGCCGCAGGAUGGCAUGGUCUCUUUCGUUUUCAGCAUGUUAAAGAAAACAGGUUUUGAGCUCCAUAGCCAAAAUCGCAUAGGCUCAUCGCCGAGGAAUAUAGUUUCGUCCAUGACACCCGAGCUAUCCACCGAGGGGCUGGUGAUCACAGCUUGGAAGAAGGGAAUGUUCACGUCCAAAACGCUGGGACGACUCGUCAUUCCGUGGAAAAACCUCAGCGAUUCCGAGAUGCAGUCGCUUGGCGGCUGGUUUCCCAUGCAAGACACAAAGAAGGACCGAGAAGUGUUGGUGCUGGUUUACAUCUCCGCUACUCCUCCGGUCACUGCGAAUUAUCUCUUGAGAAGCGUGAGAGUGGGAGACACUGGAGAAGAUGGAGUCACUCGCAGCAGUUUUAGUUCUCAAGGCGUGUGGAUAACAAGGACUGUCUUCGAUCAUGCCAACAAGGAAUGUUUCGUCAUUCGUUGCUGGUGGUCUCUUCUGGACGAUGCCAUUGUUUUAGUCGUGGAAAAGGACGCGAGUGACAAGCAGUGGAACAUGAGACCAGGAAUGAGCUUGAAUGUGGAGUUUAAGUCCGAGGACUACCAAAUGGAAGCAUGCUUUGUGACAAUGGUGAGAUUCACAAGCGACGCACCUCAAGGGAAAGCAACAGCGCUCAUCAACUGGCGCUCCGGUGGCAUGGAGAUUGAUCCCAACGAGGAUGUGCUACUUGUGCUCCUUUUUUCCGCAACCAUAAGCAUGUCCGUGUCUGAUAUGCUUGGCAAAGGAAUUCCUCCGUGGGCA